Molecule: messenger RNA, 572 nt
Organism: Python bivittatus (Burmese python)
Lineage: Eukaryota; Metazoa; Chordata; Lepidosauria; Squamata; Pythonidae
Source: RefSeq, a predicted model, not a curated record
ACGUGGACGAGCAGGUGUUCCAGGCAAGCGGUGGAGCGGUUCGCCGGCCUGGCUGCCCCGUCUCCCCCAUGGAGGAGGCCCUGCGGAGGCAGCGCCCGGGGUCCAACGCCAGGUACCGGGAGCGAGGUUUCUGGGACGCGCGGUACGAGCAGGAGGGCGCCGACCCCACCGAGUGGUUCGGGGGCUUGGAGUGUUUCCGCGCACAGCUGGAGGCGGAGCUGAACCCGGGGGACCGGAUCCUGGUGCUGGGCUGUGGGAACAGUGCUCUGAGUUAUGAUCUUUUCCAGCUUGGGUACACAGACAUCACCAACAUAGAUUAUUCCGCCGUGUGCAUUUCAAGCAUGCAAGACCGUUACGCGCAUUGCUCAGGCUUACAUUGGGUGGUAAUGGAUGCCCGGUUCUUGACUUUCGUGGACAGAAGCUUUGACGUGGUCUUGGAGAAAGGCUUUCUGGAUUCCAUGAUGGUGGAAGAAAAGGAUCUCUGGAAUGUUUCCGUAGAAGCCAAGAUGCUUCUGGACCAAGUAUUAACUGAGACACUUUAUGCGAAGACCUAGCUCUCUGGAAAAGAUGGA